Molecule: messenger RNA, 528 nt
Organism: Metarhizium robertsii ARSEF 23
Lineage: Eukaryota; Fungi; Ascomycota; Sordariomycetes; Hypocreales; Clavicipitaceae
Product: Phospholipase A2
Exons: 1
Coding region: 1-528 (175 amino acids)
Biological process (GO): phospholipid metabolic process; arachidonate secretion
Molecular function (GO): A2-type glycerophospholipase activity
Source: RefSeq, a predicted model, not a curated record
AUGAAGGCCCUUUCCACCAUCUUUGCAGUAGUCUUUGUGGCCACCACUGCAGUCCUACCUACUAGCACUCCCACCAAGGCUCUUCACCAUUUGGAGAACCGCGCAACUUGCACCAGCGCUGUUACUGAUAAUCCCAUCUUUGCAGUCUCCAUCGGCAUCUUCGAAAAAUCUCGCAACGCCAAGGAUCCUUCGUGCUGUAACUGGUCCUCUGACAAUUGCUCCUGGUCUCCCGAUAAGCCCGACGGCUUCAACUUCAUCCCCAGUUGCCACCGUCACGAUUUCGGUUACCGCAACACCAAAGCUCAAAAGCGCUUCACAAGCGAUAUGAGGACUCGGAUCGACGACAAUUUUAAGAAGGACCUUUACAAGUACUGUUCCCAAUUCUCGGGCAUCUGGUCCUUCAAGGGUGUGGAGUGCCGCCGCAUCGCCGACAUAUACGUUGCCUUUGUGCAAAAGUUGGGCAAGCGUGAAGGAGACGAGCUUGGAUUCACAUUGCGAGAUAAUAGUGGUCUGAUCAUUGAUGAAUAG